Chiloscyllium plagiosum (whitespotted bambooshark) is the source of this 1942-nucleotide messenger RNA. The record is from RefSeq and is a predicted model, not a curated record. NCBI's taxonomy places the organism in Eukaryota, Metazoa, Chordata, Chondrichthyes, Orectolobiformes, Hemiscylliidae.
GCUCAAGCACAAUCCCAGUGCCCGGAGAGAGAGGGAGACGUAGUGUUUUCGCCUGACCUUACUUUCAUCCUUCCUUCCUUCCUUCCUUCCCUCCCUCCCUCUACACAGACUCCGCUGGAUCGUAGCUAAUACCCAAACCCUCGCCUCCCCAUUGGAAUCCCGGACCGACUGCGCUGUCUCAGUAUGUCUGAUCAAGCCUUUGUAACACUAGCAACCAAUGACCUAUAUGGGAAAGGUGCCUUGGUACUGGGAACAUCAUUGCGAAACCACAAAACUACAAGAAAACUGGUGGUUCUUGUUAGUCCCCAAGUAUCAAACAAUAUGAGGGCUGUGCUGGAACAAAUCUUUGAUGAAGUUAUCUUAGUGGACGUGCUAGACAGCAAGGAUUCAGCGCAUUUGGCCAUGAUUAAGAGGCCAGAACUCGGUGUGACAUUUACAAAGCUCCACUGCUGGGCUCUCACACAUUAUUCCAAGUGUGUAUUCAUGGAUGCAGACACAUUGGUGUUAUGCAACAUCGACGAACUCUUUGAAAGGGAAGAGUUGUCUGCGGCCCCGGACCCUGGUUGGCCAGAUUGUUUCAAUACAGGAGUAUUUGUUUAUCGCCCUUCCAUUGAAACAUACAAUGAACUUUUACAGUAUUCCACAGAGAAGGGCAGCUUCGAUGGCGGGGACCAGGGUUUAUUGAACAGCUUCUUCAGCAACUGGGCAACAGCAGACAUCAAUAAGCACCUGCCUUUCAUUUACAACCUCAGCAGUGUCGCAAUCUAUUCUUACCUUCCUGCUUUCAAACAGUAUGGUGCUGAUUCCAAAGUGGUGCACUUCCUUGGCAAGGUCAAACCUUGGGACUACUCCUACGACCCAACGACAAGAUGUGUGAUACGAGAUAGUGACGAUUAUUCCACCAUUAUUCACCCUGGGUUCCUCAACAUUUGGUGGGACAUCUUCACGACGUCAGUCUUGCCACUGCUUACAGAGCACGGUAUCUCAAAGGAGACUAGUUCUGGCACGCAGGAGCUGUCAUGCUUGGUCUAUGCACUGGCUUUCACUUGUGGCCUGUCAUUCUGUAGGAAGGAGGAUAAGUUCAGUGAGGCUGUCUCCCAGCUUUCAAUCACCCCGCCUGAUGAAGUGGUCUCCUCAGACGAACGCAGGAAGAAGUGGGAACAGGGUCAAGCUGAUUACAUGGGAGUGGAUUCCUUCCAGAACAUCCAAAAGAAGCUAGAUGCUUACUUGAACUAACAGCAGGUGACUGAAAUCCCCACGUGGUUACCAGCGAGGACUGAAUACAGAAGGUCUACAGCAUCUAGGUUGGAGUUCAGUGCAUGGCUGGUUUGUACCUAACCUGUUAGUGGCAUAGUUUGAAAGGGGUGUUGCUAUCAGGCUGUCACCUCAGUGAUGAGCGUCUGUAGUAAGAAUGUGGCAGAGAGACCAGUGAACAUCAUCUUUCAGACGCCUGAAGUAAAUCUCUUCCCAGUAUUCAAUACUUUGCACAUUGACAUACUGCCUACUACUGUAAUGUUCCUCCAGAAGGCUUUUUGCUUAACUUAGUAAAACAGACUUAAUUAAACUUUUGAACUGUGUUAUAGACACUGGGUUUAACAGUGCUCGCAGUAUUUUACAGAUGUUUUAAGUAGCUUCACAUGCAUGAAAGCCAAUAAACUACUGCCUCCCCCGAACACCAGCACCCAUGGCUUUACAAAGGACAUACUGUACUCCUUUUUCCAUUGUGAGAAAAAAAAGUAAUUUCUAUCUUUGAUGGUAAAAGAUAAAACCUAGGGAUUGAAUUUCUGCAAACUGUACAUAACCAGUACCUUAAAACAAUGGUACAUAGAAUUGAAGACUUUUUCAACCUGUUCUGAUAUUCGUGUUGUGAUUAAUCUGCUGACCAUCAAUUUCUAUGUGCCUCAUAGCACUUUACCCAUGAAAUAAACUUAUUGGUUUGAAA